GAUGAUUCCUCGCUCUAAUCCUCUAGACACACGCUCGGUCUGGCUGCCUACUGGCUCAGAGAGACAGAGGGAGAGAGACGGAGGCAGGUGGAGGGCGCACACAGAGAGAAACCAAGUGGGAAGGAAAAAAACAAGAUGAAGGGAAGAAAGGAAAGGAGCGCUGCCUCUCGUAAAGCACGCUGACAGAAACAAACAGAGAGAGAGAGAGGCAGGGAGGAACUGGAUAACCCAGCGACUCCGGCACGGUUUCUAGCAGAGGGAAGGAGGAGGAAGAGUGCGAUGCUACAGUGCUGCUCUGCCUGAACCAAAGCAGGAGGGAAGGAAGGAGCAACAGAGAGGAGGAGGAGAAGGAAUCCCUCGAAAAACAGCCUGAAGAGUGGACAGAGAAAGAGGAUGGAGGAGAGGAGAACACGCAGAAACCCCUGGCUGCUCAGGCUCACAUGAGUGUAUGGACCUCUGCCCGUUACUACAAGAUGCUGUCAAAGAACGAGCGUACGAGGGCGGAGUGUUAGUGUGCGAGCGAUGGAUGUCUGUUUGCACAAACUACGGCCGCUCCGCAAAAGUCAGCAGAAGUAGACGAGAGGCUCGGGUCUCUGUCAGAGCAGGUGUGUGCGAGUGUUGGUGUGAGAACAUAGGACACACCAGCUGUUUUAGGAGGUAAACAGAGCCGGGGUAGCCCAGAGGAGAGGAGAAGGAAGACACGUUCACGUGAAGAAGUGCAUGGAAGGCGAAUCGCACACGCGGAGUCAGGAGUCACAGUUAGUGGUGUGAGGAGAGCGUGGCGGACAGCACAUUUAAUAGAAGACACGGAGUUUACAAUGAGGUGUCACUGAGCUUCUCCGGGGUUCCUGACUUCUCUAUACCAAAACAGCCACCUGAAGCCACUCCCUACCUCAACUCAACCUAACAAGUGGACUUGAACACUGAGAGACAAGGACUUGAACCCCAGCUGUCUGGGAAGCCCACCUGAAGUGAGUCAGUCCUGACUUUCUGUGCCCAGUGGAUGCCUCCUGACUCCAACCAUGGGAGAAUGGACCAUCCUAGAGCGCCUCCUGGAGGCCGCUGUGCAGCAGCACUCUACUAUGAUUGGAAGGAUCUUGCUGACUGUUGUUGUCAUCUUCCGUAUUCUGAUUGUGGCCAUCGUCGGAGAGACGGUGUACGAGGAUGAGCAGACUAUGUUCAUCUGUAAUACUUUACAGCCGGGCUGCAACCAAGCUUGCUAUGACAAAGCCUUCCCCAUUUCCCACAUCCGCUACUGGGUCUUCCAGAUCAUACUGGUGUGCACACCCAGCCUCUGCUUUAUCACCUACUCUGUCCAUCAGUCAGCCAAGCAGAGAGACCGGCGCUACUCUUUUCUCUAUCCAAUAAUGGAGAGGGACUACGGCGGAAGGGAUGGGGCUCGGAAGCUCCGCAACAUAAAUGGAAUUCUAGUUCAGCACGGAGGGGAUAGUGGAGGAGGGAAGGAAGAACCUGACUGUCUGGAGGUGAAGGAGAUCCCCAAUGCCCCACGAGGCCUCACGCAUGGGAAGAGCUCCAAGGUUCGCCGUCAAGAAGGGAUCUCCCGCUUUUACAUCAUUCAGGUGGUCUUCAGAAACGCCCUAGAGAUUGGCUUCUUAGCGGGCCAGUACUUCCUUUAUGGCUUCAGCGUGCCUGGGAUUUUCGAGUGCGACCGCUACCCGUGUCUCAAGGAGGUGGAGUGCUACGUGUCCCGGCCCACAGAAAAAACGGUUUUCCUGGUCUUCAUGUUUGCUGUGAGCGGCAUUUGCGUGGUGCUCAAUCUGGCUGAGCUCAAUCAUCUCGGCUGGCGCAAGAUCAAGGCCGCCAUCAGGGGCGUACAGGCCCGCAGGAAGUCUAUCUGUGAAAUCAGGAAGAAGGACAUGGCGCAUCUGUCUCAGCCACCCAACCUGGGACGCACACAGUCCAGCGAAUCGGCCUACGUCUGACGAUGAAGACAGACAACAGAGGGGGAGCGGGAUGAAUGUGCAACAGAGAGAAUGAACGAAUUCUGAUUUUAAUUUAAUGAAGAUGGUGUGGAGGUCAAACAAGAUGACCUCUCCUCUAUGACAGAAUGAAACAGAAUGUAAAAAAAAGACCAAACCUCAGGCUCUGCGGCGCUGAAAGUCAGCAGAGGCUUGAGAAGGAAGAAAUUUAGAGAGGAUCAAAGAGGACAAUAAAUUUCGUUUUGCAAACAUACAUAAUAAAGACAUGCUGAUCUCAUAAGGAGAUAGUCCAACUGCCAUUUUAUACUUCUGUCUUUUUUAACUAACGACCUUCUCUGCUUCUCGUUUCUUAUGCGGAGAAUUAAAUCCUCACGGGGCUGAUCUAGAGAUGAGAGUAAGAGGGGAAGAGGGAGGAAAACAGAUGAGAGGCUGUUUUGUGUUCUCUGGGGAUAUUCGAAGGCGACAUGGUUGUUUGAUGCAUCCCAUGGUGCUUUUCUUCUGGACUGUGUCAGCCUCAGUGAAAAAAAAUGGGAGGGGGGGGGGCAGGAUAGGGGAUGGGACAGGGAGGAUGAGCAGCAGCAACAUUAUUAAAAAGAGGAACGGAAGAACUGUCAAAGCCGUGACAGACUCUGGGGAAUGAAGGCAAGUUUGAGAGUGAGGGAGAACAGGAGGGAGACGUCACGCUUUGGGAAAACAUAUGAACCAAGGAAGAGAGAGGGGGGGAGGAGACAGAACGUUUUUCUUUUGCUUCCUCUCUUUGCCUGCCUGAGAUUUUGAGGUAGACCGACGCCAAGAGAGAAAGCGCUGCCUCCCAACAGCGUGUCAUGCCUCUGCUGGAACACCGUUACAAGCCAAAACCAAGAGAGCAAGACUGACGAUGUUUAUGUUUAGUCUCUUGGCAAAAGUUGAUUUUAACAGAAACACAGUGAGUACAAUAAACACUCCCCCCCCUCUCUGCCCUAUCCCUUACUCUUGCUCUGCUCCACUGUACAGACCUGUACAGACCCGAGGGGUUUUUCGAACGACAGCAGUGACCUUCGCUGCUCUCCUGCUGCGUAAACAUCUGAGAGGAACUAAUGAACAAACGGAUGAUCGGCCAGACAGCGUCAGUCUCUGCUAAAGCACAAACUCCACUCCCUCCAGCUUUUUCGUGUGCUAAGAGAUGAAACAAAAAGAGAAGAGCGAAAGAUAACGAAAGAGCUUGAGAAGAGAUCGCUUUACUACAACUUUAAACAGAUUUUAUAAAACACAUCACAAUGAAUAAUGAUUUUUCUUCUUUUGAGAAAGCGAUGGUGCCAUCCUUGAGAUAUUUAAUUAUUGCUGAAACGUUACAUAGAGUAUAUCAUGGUAAUAUUAUUUAUCCAUUUAGAGUAUAUCCAAAUAGAUUUAUUUAUCUUUAUGGGGCGGGUUGAUUGGGAAAUCUUGUUGCUGUACUUUUUAUGUAUAAACUGUCUGUCUUUUCUUUUCAUUUUAGUUGAGUUUGAAGCAUUUGUCACUGUAGGUCCUGAUUAAUGACAUGCACGGUGUAGGAAGGGGAGAGAUUUCUGAGCUUUGAUAUAAAAAAAUGCUUUGAGGAUGUGCAGCUGAUUUUUUCAAACUUCUUUUGCAGCUCUUUAGAAUAACACUUCUUGUUACUUAUCUGAAUUUAAAAUGCAGUUACACCUUUAUGUGUUUUAUAGAGCCUUGAUUUUCUUCAAAAAUCAGCUGCGCAGCUUCAGGUAAUUAAGGCCUAUGAGCCAUUAGACAAAGGCAUGUUUACACAAUGCGGUGUUUCUUGAAUGAUCAAGCUGUGUAACUGAUCGUAGUUGCUCUCUAGGGACAGUUGUAGGUUGUUUGUUUUUUUCAUUUCAGUGGCUUUCGUUUUGCAUUUCUUUCCUGACUGGAUUUCAGCAUGCAUGCAUGGUGAGAGAAAAGAGAACGAUGUGCAAGAAACAGAAAAAGAUAAAGAUGACAGAGAGUGUUGCACCUUGAUUAUUGCAGACGAGUGAAAGAGUGGCAGACUGAAGGAAGUCACGCUGGGAAAAAGAUUGUAUUUCUGGACACAUACAGACAUGCACGAGUUUAUGAUGCAAAAGAUGGAGAGAACACACUGUGUGCCUACUGAACCAGAUAUAGAGACAGUUGGGUAUACUUUCGUUCCACCAGCAUGAUUUCCUCCUGUAACUCUGCGGGGAGGAGGCCCAGGUGACUGAGACAAGGGCACAAGAACAUAGCAGUUCAUGCCAAACUCACAAUUUGUCUGUUUAAGUCUUUUUGCAGAGGCCAUAAUCAGUUUACAGGUAAUUGUUACAGACCAACACUCUGUGCUUUCGCCAUUUAGGAGCAUCAAGUGAGCAUUUGCAAACUGAUCACCCCUACGGAGCUCUACAGUGCAGUGGCUUCUCUUUGAGACAUUUGGGCUUUGGUUCUAAAAGGGGCCAUUCUUGCACUAAUGCAACUUUCUCACUUUUCUUAUAUGAUCCUUUAAAUACAUACCAAAUGGCAGAUAAGCUGUAAGAAACACACAGCUACAUGCAUUCAUCCCCAUCCCGAAAAUGAGAGAAGAGAAGAUGGCAGAAUAACUAACAGCCAAAAAAGCUUUGUUUUUAAUGGGGUAAAGUCUGUUUUUAUGUCCUGGUGACAACUGGAAUUAGAGGUGAUUGACAUAAACCCUCAAAUAAGGCAUUAAAAGAUGGCUGCGAAGUGGAGACAUGCUUCAUAUGACAUACAUAUGACCCAGGGGCCAGAACUGGCAAAGACUCCAAUCCGGCCUCACUGCACAGCUUUGGAAAUUCUUAAGGAAGGCAUACAUUUUGGACUUUUAACAGCAUUUUAUUAGUUUUACAGCUUUACCUUCAUGGGCCCUUCAUACUACAAGAAAGUAUUUCAGUAAUGCAUAAAAAAUUUAAUUACAGAAAAGUUCCUGUAUAGACAAGAAACAAGAAACUUGUGACUUGGAUAAACUUUCAGAAUUGUAAUUAUGAACGAGUUAAUGAGCUACAGUGUAUUUUGUGUAUUUUCUACACAGUCAGCCUUUAACUUAUAUUUUAUGUUAAGUCAUAAAAACCAUGCAGAGUACAUAUAAAUGAUCACUGAUCAUUUUAAAAAGAAAAAUCAGUGCCACAAAAUGAUAUUGAAGCUAUAGUGGAAAUACUCUGGAUAUGACAUGAUGCUAAGUAAUGGCCCUAGAUCUGCAGUUGGCCUUUGAGCUUAAGCAGCAGCUCUAUUUUUACAUUCACUCUUACUUUUAUAAUCUCUGUGAUUCUUACAGGUGAUUAUCCCCAGAUUUAGUCUCUUCUGAGGAUGCCGAUGGGACUCGGUGAAAUCAGCGAAGUUUACUACAUGGACUAGGAGGGACAAAUGUGCUGACAGGCCAUGCCAGAAUGCCUAAGGGUUGAGCAACCUCUUGGCCUUCACUUACUGUGAGCGUGUACUUCUAGUGAAAGCUUAAAUGCUGACCUUGAGCUUAAAAGCCAAGCCAAUGUCCUGUACUAUAUGCAGCUCUGGCUGAAGAGUCACUGCACAGUACAGCGCUGAUCUAAUCCCUGCAGAGCACAGGUCAGUGCUGGUGUGAGGACUAUUUUUACUGAAUGGCGUGCACGCAUAUUCAACAUACACUCAUUCUGCUACGAAAACAAGCGAAUGCAAAAGUAGGAAGAGGAGUUUGAGCUCAGUUUAGAGCUCUUGGAUUCUGUCGUUAUGUCUGGUUUCAUUCAGGUCAGAAACACAAACAUGCACGCAGUGUGAGGAUGUGGAAGGCCAUAAACGUGUCCUGGUUUUCUUCGGUUUACAUUUAUCCAGAGUUCAUUAGCGACUUGCAGCCAGUCAGUGGGUCCAUCACGUUCCAAAAGUAAAAGCAGGCCUCAGUUCUUCCAGCAGUCCACUACUCUCCACCGUCUGCUUUUCUAUUUGUCAAUGUGAAAUGAAUUAUGCAAUUUAUUUUUUUUGGUUUUUUAUUUGCUUCUCUUUUUGACGUGUGGGUUCAUUUUGUUGUCUGUUGCUCUUUUCGUGCAGUGACAUAUCAAAAAAAAAAGAAAGAUGUUUUUUCUAUGUAACGGAACAAAAAAAACAACUAUAUGUGUAAAAUCAAGGGUAGAGUUCUGAAAUAUAAGACUAGCAGAAAAUAUGUUAUAUUUCCUCCCUUGCCAAAGUGAUAUGCAAAAUUUAAUUAAUUUUCAAAGAUUUUGUUUAUUUUAAAUGCAUGUGUAAUUGCUAGAGUAAGCAUGUUUCUAUGUUUUCUUCAACAGAAUCUUAAAAGAAAGGCUUUUUAAAGUCCAAAAUAUGGAAUGAAGCUAUUUUGUCUCGAUGCCAAGUGUGUAUAUAAUUUACCCAGUUUUCAGACACUACAGAGCCAGGCAGAGUAUACCAACUCAGUGAUGUUAAAACUACCUAUUACAUUUUAGCCAUUUGAAUUUCCAAAAGGCUAGAAAAACCACUGCAUAUGGUAAAUCUUCUAGUUCAAGAAAUUUGCACACCGAUAUAUAUCUUUAUAAUUAGUUGAGCUUUGUAAGCCAGUCGCUCAAAUGUUGUACUGUAAAAACCACAGGGUACACAGGAAUAUGAACGUACAGGUAAAAGACUGGCACCAUUUAGAUGUCAGAACAUUCCAGGGUUUAGCCUCCAGCACAAAGUGUAACUGACCUACAGUUUCCAGUGUUUUAGAGUUCGAUGAUUGAAUCCUCAGUGAAGCUCCCUAUGGACAACCUAUUCAGGAAAGAAAACUGGUGAACUUUUACACCAGUCUCUUUUUUAGUACAAAUACACAAAAGAUUGCUUUUAUAAAAACAGUAUGCAUGUCAGCAUACCUUCCAUUUUCAAUCGAACCUUGUACUGUAAAGCCCAACAAUGAAAAUUGUCCUCAAGCCUGAUUGUUUACCUGUUGGUGCUACUGAGGUUGGAUUUCAGAUACAUUGCCACAUUCCCUAAUGUCCAGCACACUACUGCCCACAAAUGUACCACAGAUCAGUGCAGGUCUCCUUAAAAAAAAAUCAAGCCGUUUCUCUUGACUGUUACUAACAGAUGGCCACGUGUGCAAAAGCAUACAGCCUGAUGACAUCAUUUCCCUAACUCUCCACUUACUUUACAAUGCAGAAAAGUAGCAAACAAAUUGAUUCCUCAGGAAACGCAGCCUGUAAAUGAGCUGUUUCAUUCAUUCACACAGAGCUCAUUGAACUUCUACAUAACUCUUUAUUCUGCUGCCAGAAAGACCUUAAAUUAACUUAAUCACAUUAUGUAGCCAAUUUUAAGGGCUAGUAGUGGCCUCUGAGCAAGUUUUGAAAAAUGCCCCUCUCACACAUUCAAGGGCUUCUUAGUACAAAUUGAAAAGUCAUGGAAAACAGAAAAGAAAAUUCAAACUAGGCAUGGACAAUGUGCACUCAUAGCCCAAGAUUAAUAUAGUAUCGUCAGUUAGGCAUUAAAAUCAUUUUUGCAUUUAAAUUAAAAAUUAGACAACUUGUGUCAAACGAAAAGCUUUUUACUCAGUUUAAUUAAAUGGAAAUGAAAGUUAUAAAACUCCUUUACCAGAUGUUCAGCUUCAUUUUAUUGUGAAACAAAAUGUUCCCUCUUCCUCCUCUGAGCUCUGGGCGAUGCUGGUGCUGCCACCCUACAAGGUGCAUAACACCCAUUUCAGGUUUCAGGAAUGCACCUCUCAGUUAUAAUUACUUCAUCUAAUUAGGCUGAGUGGUAGAUCCAGGCAGGAUGGAAUUUAACCAGUGCUGCCACCACCUACAGCAGUGGUCACAGUGCCAUUGAUGUGAUAUUACUACCUGGAAAGCUUCAGGUUGUUACAUUUGGUGGAAAAAAGGAGGUGCAGAACAAGUGGAACAUCAGUUCCACUCCCUUAUUUUCCAUCCUCCUGAUUAAGACCAGCAUUUCAUGAGCUCAGACCACGCUGUGUCUUUAAACCGAUGUUACAGUGAGAGGGAUGAAACCAGAAUUGUUGUGUUUUAGGGGAAUGGGGGAGCAAUGUCAAACAUGGCCAAUAUUUGGCAUCCAUUAGUGGUGAUCAAUAUUUAAAGGAUAACAGAUAUAGAAUAUAGAGAAUAUAGUUUAAAAAAUGCAGCCCUAGGCAAUCAUCAUUUGUAAGCUUAACCUUUGCAGUCAUCUGUGACAUCUCCAGAUGUAAAAAACAUGGACUGAAAAUAUGAACAAUGGACUACACGCUGAAACACGCUCACACUUGUAACCGUGAUCGGAGAACCUGUCGUUUCUGACUGCUGAUUUUACAAUGUACGUGACGGACCUUCGUUGAAGGUUCACUGUAUAUUUCUGACUGGUGUACUGUAUGUAAAGACUGAAUAAAACCUUGAAUGUUACAUCGAGCCUGAA
Haplochromis burtoni (Burton's mouthbrooder) is the source of this 8246-nucleotide messenger RNA. It is a transcript of the gene gjd1b, whose product is annotated as gap junction delta-2 protein. Lineage: Eukaryota; Metazoa; Chordata; Actinopteri; Cichliformes; Cichlidae. Gene Ontology annotation, cellular component: connexin complex. Bases 1023 to 1943 code for a protein of 306 amino acids. The record is from RefSeq and is a predicted model, not a curated record. Gene Ontology annotation, biological process: cell communication. The transcript is spliced from 2 exons.